Messenger RNA from Trypanosoma grayi, 432 nucleotides. RefSeq lists its product as hypothetical. The coding region runs from base 1 to 432 and encodes 143 amino acids. The transcript has a single exon. The record is from RefSeq and is a predicted model, not a curated record. Lineage: Eukaryota; Euglenozoa; Kinetoplastea; Trypanosomatida; Trypanosomatidae.
AUGUCCUCUGUGAAGUGCGCAAAGGUGGCGAAGAUCAUGGCACCGCUCUGCAAGGUGGCCGGAAAGAUUGAGCAGCGCUCGGUGAAAAAGCUCAGCGUGGUGGACGCCGGUGUCGCACAGGCGAUUGCGGAGCACAACGCGAACGGAACAGACGCUGCCGUCUGCAGCACGAAGCGGUACAUCUAUGAACAGAAGCAACUGAUCAACUACCGUGUUGUGCGGUUCUUCGAUGAGUGCCGCUACCUCGCCUCUGGUGAGUACUUCCGCACGUACACCGUUAAGAACUUAAUCUGGGACGUCCGCUUCUUCACGAAGGUGCUGCUGCUGUUCAUUCUCGGCGUGCUGUUCGGCCGGCAGAGCAUCUUCCCGCCUAUCGACCCCGAUUCACCGCUCGUCACAGCACUGGAAACCAAGGUGAACCCGAACUACUAG